Molecule: messenger RNA, 2043 nt
Organism: Candidula unifasciata
Lineage: Eukaryota; Metazoa; Mollusca; Gastropoda; Stylommatophora; Geomitridae
Source: the annotation of a GenBank genome assembly
AGUGAAGAGGCACCAGAGCUACCUAAAGCUGAAAAUGUGCCAGAUGCUGCUAAAAAUGGAAUGUCAUUUUAUACCAAGCUGCAAGCCGAGGAUGGCCACUGGGCAGGAGACUAUGGAGGACCUCUGUUUCUAAUGCCAGGUUUAAUCAUUGUAUGCUACAUUACCAAGACACCAUUCACACAAGCUCAGAAAUUGGAGAUGGUCCGUUAUUUACGUUCUGUCAUGUGCCCUGAUGGAGGCUGGGGACUGCACAUUGAAGGUCCACCCACAGUGUUUGGGUGUACCUUGAAUUACUGUGCCAUGAGAAUUCUGGGAGUUCAAGCAGAUGAUGCUGAUUUGGUUAAAACACGGACAUUGCUUCAUAAACUGGGAGGUGCUGCAGCAAUUCCCUCUUGGGGAAAGUUUUGGCUUUCAGUGCUGAAUGUUUACAGUUAUGAUGGACUCAAUUCUCUUUUUCCGGAGAUGUGGAUACUGCCAUCAUGGCUUCCAUUUCAUCCAUCAAAAUUGUGGUGUCAUUGUAGACAAGUCUAUUUGCCUAUGGCUUAUUGUUUUGGUAGAAGAAUUAUUGCACCAGAGGAUGAUUUAAUUGUACAGCUUAGAAAGGAAAUAUUUGUUGAGGACUAUAAAAAUAUUAACUGGCCAUCACAGAGAAACAAUGUUUCUUCUGCUGAUCUAUACACUCCUCACUCUUGGCUCUUGGAUCUAAGUUACUUUUUCUUAAACAUCUAUGAGAAAGUUCAUAUCGGAUUCAUCAGGAAGAAAGCCCUGAGCGUCAUGUAUGAUCACAUUGCUGCUGACGACAGAUUCACAAAAUGUAUCAGUAUAGGACCAGUGUUAAAAAUUGGCUUUUUAUUUCAGAUUUCCAAAGUAAUAAAUAUGCUGAUUAGAUACCAUGAGGAAGGUCCACUCUGUAAAGAUUUUAAGCUUCAUCAGGAUAGAAUACAAGAUUUUUUGUGGCUUGGCUUGGAUGGGAUGAAAAUGACAGGAACUAAUGGUAGCCAGAUGUGGGACACAGCUUUUGCUGUCCAUGCAUUUAUAGAGGCAGGAGCUUAUAAAAGUGAAGAGUUUCGCCCCAGCCUCAUGGCCGCCUAUGAGUUUUUACGGCUCACUCAGAUUCCAGAGAACUUCCCAGACUACCAGAAGUACUACAGACAGAUGAGUGAGGGAGGAUUCCCAUUCAGCACCAGAGACUGCGGUUGGAUUGUGUCUGAUUGCACAGCUGAGGGAAUAAAAGCCAUUGUAAAACUUCAUGAAAAGUGUUUUGUAAACAAUCCUAUAAAGAAGGAGAAGUUGUUUCGGGGCAUUGAUGUUCUGCUGGAUAUGCGGUGUGAUGACAAUGGCUGGGCAACCUAUGAGAACAAAAGAGGUGGAAAGUUGUUGGAAAUGCUCAAUGCUUCUGAAGUAUUUGGAGACAUAAUGAUUGACUACACAUAUGUUGAAUGCACUUCAGCCUGCAUGCAGUGCCUGGCAUCAUUCACCAAAAGUUAUCCAGAAUAUCGCCAGCAGGAAAUUAAAGUAGCUCUCCGGGAGGGUCUCAAGUACAUAAGCAAUAAACAACGGCCCGAUGGGUCAUGGGAGGGCAGCUGGGGGGUGUGUUUCACUUACGGGGCCUGGUUUGCUCUGGAGGCCUACAGUUGCAUGGGCUACACUUAUGACAGUGGGGAAGAGGUGCCUGAUGAGAUCAAAAGAGGAUGUGAAUUUCUGCUUGAUAAACAGAUGGAGGAUGGAGGUUGGGGUGAGAACUUUGAGUCUUGUGAAAUCAGGGAGUAUGUCAACAGUGAGACAUCACAAGUUGUCAACACAUGCUGGGCAGUGCUGGGACUGUUGGCUGUGAAUUAUCCAGACGUAGAAGUCAUUGAAAAAGGCGUACAGGUCAUUAUGUCAAGGCAGUUGCCUAAUGGAGACUGGCCACAGGAAAACAUCAGUGGAGUGUUCAACAAGUCGUGUGCCAUUAGCUAUACAAGCUACCGGAAUAUUUUCCCCAUCUGGGCCCUUGGACGAUUUGCCUCUAUGCAUCCUGAAAGCCUGCUAGUCAAAAGCUAA